Papaver somniferum (opium poppy) is the source of this 1656-nucleotide messenger RNA. Its product is annotated as putative F-box protein At3g10430. The record is from RefSeq and is a predicted model, not a curated record. Gene Ontology annotation, molecular function: protein binding. The transcript is spliced from 2 exons. Lineage: Eukaryota; Viridiplantae; Streptophyta; Magnoliopsida; Ranunculales; Papaveraceae. The coding region runs from base 80 to 1225 and encodes 381 amino acids.
GCUCCCAGCAACCAAAAUUCCCAAUUUCUCAUUCAAACCCUAAGAUUUUCUUCGCUGUGUAAAUCCUUCUUCUUCUCUAAUGAGGAAUUUGAUGAAUCUCCCAACAGAAAUUCAACUAGACAUCAUAACUCGUCUACCAACCGAAACCAUUCUUGAUUGCAAACUGGUCUGCAAAUCAUGGAGGAUUCUUGUUUCUCAUCGUCCAUCAUUUUAUCAGAUGUACUCAUCUCAUCUAAAUAACUCCAUUGAUUCCGGUAAGUCAGGUUAUCUUGUUUUUUCUGAGAAUCGGAAACAGGUCUAUUAUCUUCAAUAUAAUGACAACCAUCAUGAUCAAACACCUAAUCAUAGUAUUACAAGGUUCGAUUUAACCCCUCCAUUUACAUCUUAUCAUUACAAGGUUCUUGGUUCGUUUAAUGGGUUAGUCUGUCUUUAUGGAUACCAAAAUUAUUGUAUUUGUAACCCCAUGACCAGAGAAUCUGUUAUGCUUCCUAAAUUCAAGAAUGAUGAUCAGUACAUUCAUUAUUCGAGUGGGUUUGGGUACCUUCCAUUGACAAAUGAGUAUAAAGUUGUUGAAUUUUAUAAAUUAGGGAGAGAACCUAAUUUUGUCGAAGCUGCUGUGUACACUCUGGGCAGUGGGGAAGGGUGGAGAAAUGUUGGGAGGUUUGAUGGUACGGGUGAAGUUUGUGUUGAAGAUAAUGUGUCUGUCAAUGGAGCGCUACAUUGGGUGGAUUAUGUAGGAGGAUGGAUUUAUAUUUUUGAUUUGACUGAGGAAAAGUUUCGCGAACAUGUUUCACCACCUCCUUUGCCGCCAGACUUUAUGUGGUAUAAUUUUUCUAUAGGGGUUUACGGCGUGGAUCUGUAUUAUGCUAUCAGAUAUUUCUGUCGAAACACCGAGUGCUCUUGGACUGACAUAUGGUUACAGAACAAGAAGAACGAUGAUGAGCCAUUGGGUUGGAGUAAAGAGUUUCAUCUUCUUGAAAGUGAACCAUUAGCCUUUACUAAGAGUGGCAGUGUUUUGUGUUUCAGUGAUGGCUCUCUUGUUAUUCAUGAUGCAAUAGAUUCAACCUCGGAACAGCUUAUGGAUUUUACUGCAUUGAGACAGAUAUUCCCUCACAACAACACCUUAGUGUCAUUGAGAGAAUUAGGAGAAGUAGAUAUUCAAGUAAUGAAGUCAGCUGAAGAUGAGGAGACAAAAACCCCUGAUUUGCCAACAAAGCAUGGCUAGCAAGAUAAGAUCCCUGGAGACACUUAUUACCUGGUCAAAUUCGAUUUCUUUCUCCAGAUGUAAUCACCGAGUUCAUACUAACGGCACAGUAUUAUGUUGUUUUCUACAGCAUUCCUUGUCAUACCGACUCAUUCUGGAAAGAACUUGAUUCUUUGAAGUACCCUUGGAAGAAAAGGCAGGAGUUCAAGGCCAAGGAUGCCGGUAUCGCCACUUUCUGGAAUGUUUCUGCUGGUUGUGAUUGCAAACAUUCCAGGAAGAGGAUUUACUUGUACUGCUGACUAUGUCUGAUAAACAUACCCCACCACCAAGUGUUUCAAAACAAUUUUCCAAUCCUCAUUAUUUUCUGGAUUUAUGUCUUCAUUUUUUUCUAUAGAGUUCCACCUUUCAAGUCAUUCCAUGAAUCAAUCUGAGACGCUUAAAAGUGUUGAUUG